AAUUUUUGUUUUUCCUUAUUUUACAAGUUUUAAAGAGGGUUGACUUUGAGCUGCAAACCUUAACCCUGGUUUGGCAUUUUCUUCGCUUUGAUUGAUCUGCUGCAAACCCUAACCCUGAUUUACAGUUUGUCACAAGUCAAUAAAAUUUUAUUUCAACGAAAUCGUGAAUAAAAAUUAUGCCUGGAAAUUUUGAUUCUCUUAUGAAAAAAAAUAAAACGAAUCUGGUUAAUUUAUGGAAAACUAUAAAAACAAUGUUUGUGUUUCCUGAUUUGUCGAAAUAAUGGUCAAUCAAAGAGUAAAUGUGAACCUGAAUUCUAUGGAAACCCUAGAGUGGCGAGUGAACAUUAAUUUUUUUUUCUUUGAUUUACAGUUUUUAAAUCACUCUAGUUCACUUUGAUGUAUCAAAAUAAUGGUCAACGACUUGAUAAACUAUAAAAAGAAUGUUUUUAAAUCACUGAUUUAUUUUGGGUCACCAAAAAGGGUUACAUGUUGCAAAGAUAAAUUAAUUUCUUUUUCACCGCCUUACAUCUUUUAUAUUUAUGUAGAAAUUACUAUUGUUCAUUCAAAGUUCUAUGCAGCAUAACAUGCUAGUUUAAUGCUCAAGAUGCUAUCUUUUGAUCUCAACUGAUGGAUUUCUAAUGGGAUUAGUUGGUAUUAGCUUACAAUUCUGUAGCUCUUUUUUGGGUUGUUAGCCUUUGAUGAACUCAACAGUAUGAUAAAUAACUUCCUCUUAGAAUUUUGUAAUUUUUGGCUGACUUUCUGUUACAAUUUAAAAAAUGAGCCUAUUUAUUGUUCAUUUGUUGGCUAUUGAUUUUUUUGGUCAUGGUAAAUUGAGGGAGUAAAUAUGUGAUAAUCAAUUCCCAACGUGUUUAAGAAAGGUAAGAGUUGAGGCUAGAGAAAGAGUCUGUCGUUGUAGAAGAUUUGUUGUAUGGGUUUAGUUGACGAGUCGUGUAAUUCUGAGUCAAUAAAGGGAGUUAAGAGACAGAGAGAAGUUGUCUAUGCAAGUGUGGGUGAUAUAGAUGAGAGUGAGAGAUUGGUUGUCUCUGUUAGUUAAAUGCAAUUGGAAGGAAUCUUUGUAAUAGCAACCUCUGCCUAGGGGGGGAAACAUGUAUGAGAGAGUGAUGGGUUUCCGCAACUAUGGCAGAUUGUGCGUAUAGAAAGACAGACUUCGAAUAUAAAGUUGGAGAGAGACUGCAGUAAAAUGCACAAGGUAGUGUGUGUGUGAGAGAGAGGUAUUCUGGUAUAGAUUUGGAUUGUUGGAGCUAUCUGAGGUCUGGAUUUAAAUUGCUUGGCCUAUUGACCUAUAAAUUUAUAAUAGUCUCAUGACUGCAUUUCAAGCAACAAAGAGAAAGGAGAUGAGUCCCACAGCUGCGUAUUUGAGAACUAGUGCUUGAUUUUGCUUCCAAUGAAAUGGACAUCUGGAACGCUGCUUGCUAGCUCUAUUUCCCUCGCAUUUCAUGUCACAUUUCCAAUUGGAAUUUAUUCAUGCAUGGAUCAAUGCUUAUUGAUGAAGUUUAUUGCAUGAAUCAGUAGUCAAUAAUUUUUUGCAUAAAUCAACGCUUAUUGCGUGAAUCAAUGCGUAUUGAUGUAAUUGUGGGCAUGCUAAUUUACUGUCUUCUGUUGCCUUUCAAGAUAGUAUCAGUCUUUCACUGCCAAUGCGUCGAAAUUGUUAGGAUAGGAUCUAUUCACAUCUCUUUGAGUUCUUGUGAUCUUUACUUUCCUUAUUUAACUCUGAAAAUAAUUUUUUUCAGUCAGUUGAUUGAUCAAAACUCUGUGACCUUUUCUCUUCAUGACGUUUGUCUUUUUCAAGAACAUCAAAAUGAGAAGCUGAUUGUUAGAUGUCUUUUAUGUCUAGACCGUCUUUUGGAACCUACUUUUGCAUCAUUUGCUGCUUAAACUAGCAGUCACAAGUCACAACUCACACAUACAUGGUGUCUCUAGCAUAAUAGAUUGGGGAAAUGAAUUGUCAUUAGACUUCAAAUAUUGCUUGCUUCUGGUCCCUUUGUUCUAAUUCAUGUAUUUUUCAUUGAAAUCUCAAAUAAUUAGUAGGGUUGCAACUUUUGUAAAAACAGGCUAAGCAUCACGACUUAUUUCUACAUGUCUUUUUCAUUGAAAUCUCAAAUAGUUAGUAGGGUUGUAACUUUUGUAAAAACAGGCUAAACAUCACUACUUAUUUCUACAAUUUUGAGAAUAAAACUUUGCUAUGUAGCUACAUUUGAUUCUGUUUAUUCGAAUGUCAAGGGCCCAUUUUCUGUUAUAGAUUGGACGAACAUGACAUUGCAACACAGUUGUGUCCAUUCUGGGAAUAAAACUUUGCUAUGUAGCUACAUUUGAUACUCUCUCUCUCUCUCUCUCUCAUUAUCUCUCUGUUUGAGUGAUUGCUUUCAUGUUACUAUUUCAAAGGAGGCAAAUCUUCUGUAUUGUACUGGUGUGAUGACAAAAUGGAAUGGUUAGCUUUUAAACUUUUAAAUAUCUAUUUCUUAAAUAAUAGGAAUAUGUUUACUCUUACAUGCUGCUUGUGUAUUGAGUGAAAUUUUGAUAUUAAGAAAAUUAAUUUCGUUUCUUGUUUAUGUAAAUAUUGGUAGCAUCAAAGGGGGUUCAUACUUUUAUGAAAUCUCCAAUCACAAUAAAGUAUUUCUUGAAUCUAUUUACUUGUUUGGUAUUAUUAUAUUUGAUGAAUGGAAGGAACCUUAUUUAAUUACAAAAUGUUAUUGAACCUCAUUUUGCACAUCAUAUCAAUAAAAUACAUAAUGAACUGUGUUACAUGUAGUUUCCAGCUUUCCCGUUACCAAACAGGUGAAAGUACGAGCACUACAGUUUAUCAAAUAGGGUUUCCAGCUUUCACCCUACUAAUUUUCACCUACAUCCCAGAAUUCAUUUCACCUGCAUCCCAAAAUUCAGGAAAGUCAACAGCAAGGGUGAUUCUCAGGGGGAGAUUGCAGUGGAAGUGGAAGCAUCCUGGCUGUGAGAUUCGGCAUUUGCUUAAUUACAAUGCAAACACAGAAUACGAGGAAGGGAGAAUGAAGUUCAAAGCAUUUCUCAGACCCCAUGGUGUCAAUCUCCUGGAAAGAAGAUUUAUUCCGGCUUUUGACAAGAUUGGUAGGGUCUGUCACCUCUACUUGACACGUGACCAUGCGAUUCUGCUUCACAAUCUUCUUAAUGGUGAUGGCAUCCAGGCCAUUGCGCAAUUCAAAAAGGAGGUUCUCUUUGAGGAUUACAGGAUUUCUAGUCAAAACGAUGAUCGCAUUGCAUUGGCAGUGGACCUAGGACUGCUUCACCGGGCUCUACGGAGCAGUGUGAGCAUGGACGGUGACAGGCUGCAGAUCAAGCUCGUCAAGAAGCGUGCCGUUGCCUCUGAACACCCGAUGCCUUUCCUUACGUUUGAAAGCAAGGGCUACAGGUCUGCAGUCAUCCAAGAUGUGCCAGUUUCCAAACCCUUGUCAAGGGUGGAUGUGCAUCAUCUCCAAACCGCUCUUGACAUGGCACAGGGCCUGCCUCAGACCUUGGUUCAAGUUCCCGACUUGUUUCAGUUGCAAUCAUUGGUGGAGCGCCUAAAGCAUGUGGGAGAGUUGCUGAAUGUUUCGAUCACCCAGUAUGGUGAUCUCCACCUCCAAGUCUCAUCUACUCUUGUAACCCUUGGCACCGAAUAUCGCAAAUUACGCGUUCUUGGAGUCCAAGUGGAUGCGCCUGCUGUAGAUGACUCUAUCAGUGCUUCUGCUAGAAUUGAACUGGCACUUCAGAGAGGGGAGGCCUCAUCGGUGCAAGUUAGCAUGAAGCACUUUGCCAAGAGCCUUCAGUGUUACUUGACAAAGCCAGAUUCUGCUUUCUAUGGUAUUGCUUCGCAGGGUGCUUGCUUGACUGUAAUAUUCCAGUUCUUUAUCCCAGGCACAAGGCAGACAGACAGAUCUAUCAGUUUACAUUGCAGGUUACCUGUUCUUGACACUGGAACAGCUUAGACAAUAUAUGUUUCUCCUUAUCACAAGCUGGGAAGUGGAGAAGUUUGUUUUGCUUCUCCUUUUGCAUCAUUUGAAAUGCUUUUUUUUUUUUUUGUGAAAUUGACAUAUAUGCUAACAAAAUAAACUAUAAGCAGUUUCCUAUUGUAAGUAUUAGUGCUACUCAUUUUUGCGUGCUACCCUUUGUUCUUAGUGAUGCUGCUGCAAAUCAUUUGAGUGGAGCUCCUCUUGAGUUUUCUAUUUAUGAUACAAUUUAUUCAAAGCUGCAUACAGGAUGA
This is a messenger RNA of Amborella trichopoda, 4231 nucleotides long. RefSeq names its product Hus1-like protein. Gene Ontology annotation, biological process: telomere maintenance; mitotic DNA replication checkpoint signaling; double-strand break repair via homologous recombination. NCBI's taxonomy places the organism in Eukaryota, Viridiplantae, Streptophyta, Magnoliopsida, Amborellales, Amborellaceae. Gene Ontology annotation, cellular component: site of double-strand break; nucleolus; checkpoint clamp complex. The record is from RefSeq and is a predicted model, not a curated record.